UCCUCAGACAGUGGUGGUGUUUUGCCGGUAAAAAUGUUGGUAACAACAAUAUAUGCUUCUCAUAAAACGGUGCCACUCUUUCCGGCCACCAUCUUUGCUUCCUCCUCCACAAACAACCACCAUGAAAGCUCCCCACAAUUUCAUCUAAAACAACCCAUUGACCGCCGUCGCAUUCUCACCUCACUAGCUGCCUCAGUCACCCCAUUGUUUGCACCCAAUUCUCACCUCAUUUCACAAGAAUCUAAUUCAUUUAGUUCGAUACCAUUUUUAUUGCCGUCUGCCGAUGCUCGCGGUCUUUUCCAAAUGCCCCCUGUCCGUCUCUCCAAUCGGUACUUUUUGGUGAGGGCAGGGGAGUCUGAAUAUGAGAGUAUGGGGGUAAUCAACACAAACCCGGUUGCGAAAACAUCUGUUGAUAAUGGGUUAUCAGAAAUCGGGAAGAAACAAGCUGUCAGGGCAGCUUUGAGAUUGAAGGAAAUGAGGGCCUGUGAAAAUAAUUGCUGGAUUUGGCCUUCUAUUACUCAGAGAGCAUAUCAAGCUGCUGAGAUUAUUGCUGCUGUUAAUGUAGUCAACAGGAGCAAUAUAGUUCCAGAAUAUAGUUUUUUGGAUGCUCGUGGAUUAGGAGCAUACGAAGGCCAAGCAUUACAAUCUGUUUCGGAAAUAUAUGCAUCAGAUAGUGUUUCUCAGAAUAUUAAGCCACCUCCGAUUAAUGAUGGAACCCCAAACGAGAGUGUUGCUGAUGUCUUUGUUCGUGUGACACAACUCAUGUCAAUUCUUGAAACUCAAUAUUCUGAGGACACCGUCAUCAUUGUCUCACCAGACUCUGAUAACUUGACGAUACUACAAGCUGGUUUAGUCGGGCUCGAUCUUAGAAGGCAUAGCGAGCUAGCGUUUGAGCCUGGGGAAGUCCGAUUUUUUGACCCAAGUAGUAUUCCUACAUACAAGCAACCUGCUUCGGCGUUAUACAAAUGUCUAAACCCGCCUAGUUGUACAUAAAUAUACAUGCUCUAAGUAACUUUUAUCUUGACUUGUCCGAAAAUUUACACUAAUAUUCGGUAAACUCAUUAUUGUUACUCGAUAUAACAAUAAUCAGUUACAAACCA
Molecule: messenger RNA, 1100 nt
Organism: Erigeron canadensis
Lineage: Eukaryota; Viridiplantae; Streptophyta; Magnoliopsida; Asterales; Asteraceae
Exons: 5
Coding region: 34-993 (319 amino acids)
Source: RefSeq, a predicted model, not a curated record